Messenger RNA from Thamnophis elegans (Western terrestrial garter snake), 2541 nucleotides. It is a transcript of the gene SMYD5, whose product is annotated as SMYD family member 5. The transcript has 13 exons. NCBI's taxonomy places the organism in Eukaryota, Metazoa, Chordata, Lepidosauria, Squamata, Natricidae. Gene Ontology annotation, molecular function: histone H4K20 methyltransferase activity; protein binding. The record is from RefSeq and is a predicted model, not a curated record. The coding region runs from base 30 to 1280 and encodes 416 amino acids.
UCCUCCUCCUCCCGAAGGGCCGGCGGAAGAUGGCGGCUCCCAGCGGCGACCCCUUCGCCUUCUGCCUGGAGGCGCCCCCCGGCCAAGCCCGCCGCGCCCUGGAGCUGCGCCUGACCGGCAGCGCCAAGGGCAAAGGGCUUUUUGCCACCCGAAACAUCAAGAAAGGGGACACGAUUUUCGUGGAGAAGCCCGUGGUGUCGGCUCAGUUCCUGUGGAACGCUUUGUAUAAAUACAGAGCCUGUGACCACUGCUUACGAGCCCUGGAGAUCGCCGAGGAAAAUGCUCAGAGGCUGCUGGGAAGAUUUCAGCCCCUUCCUCACCCGGAGAAAUGCAGCAUUCGAAAAGAGCUCCACCAGGGUUGUCCCAACUGCCAGGUGACCUACUGCAGCUCCGAGUGCCGUCAGGCCGCGUGGGACCAGUACCAUCAGGUUCUCUGCCUGGGACCCUCCAAACAAGACCCCGAUCACCCCCUCAACAAACUCCAGGAAGCUUGGAGGAACAUCCACUACCCACCGGAGACUUCGAGCAUCAUGUUGAUGGCCAGGAUGGUGGCCACCGUCAAGCAGACGAAAGACAAAGAGCGGUGGAUCAAACUUUUUUCUCAGUUCUGCAAUAAAACGGCCAACGAGGAAGAAGAGAUCAUCCACAAAUUGCUAGGAGACAAAUUUAAGGGCCAGCUCGAAGUCCUACGGAUGCUUUUCACGGAGGCCCUUUACGAUGACCAUCUCAGCAAGUGGUUUUCUCCCGAAGGUUUUCGAUCCUUGUUUGCCCUGGUUGGGACCAAUGGACAAGGCAUAGGGACGAGCUCUCUGAGCCAGUGGGUCCGUGCCUGCGACGCUCUGGAGCUCCCGCCGCAAGAACGGGAGCAGCUGGACGCUUUCAUCGAUCAGCUGUACAAGGACAUCGAGAAAGAGACUGGGGACUUCCUGAACUGCGAAGGCUCCGGACUCUACGUCCUCCAGAGUUGCUGCAACCACAGCUGUCUUCCCAAUGCCGAGGCCUCCUUCCCGGAUAACAAUUUCGUCCUGCAUUUGACUGCAGUGGAAGACAUCCACCAGGGGGAGGAGAUCUGCAUCAGCUACCUAGACUGUUGCCAGAGAGAACGGAGCCGACACAGCCGGUGCAAAAUCCUACAGGAAAACUACUUGUUCAUCUGCUCCUGCCCCAAGUGCCUGGCCCAAGCCGAGGAUCCCGACGUCACAUCAGAGGAGGAAGAGGAGGAAGAAGCUGAAGGGGAGCCGGAUGGAGCCGAGUUGGAAGACGAGAUGACAGACGUUUGAUUUGGGCUCUGGGGUGGGAGGAAGAGGCAGGUAGGGAGGGGUGGAAUAGGGGGCACCUCUAGAGCCCUGGGACUGUGGUGGGAUACAGCAUCCUGGUCAGGUGGUGGCUCGGGAGGACGUGGGUUGGGGAGGAUAUGGGGUGGUCAGGAUAUGGGGAACAAAGCAACCUCCGUAUUCAUUCUCACGACCCACACGGUGCCGAGGAAGAAGUCAAUGGGCGUGGGUGCCCCCUGCCUCCCCUCCCCAACCUGGUGGAGUGCAGAAGAUCUGGGCGUCCAUUUCCAACCAACCAGGAUUCACCAAACCCUCUGUGCCCUAACCAGGUUUUGCAUCUAGUCGGUGGGACAGUAUUUGCCUUAAGGAUGUGAGAAUCCAAUCCCAGCUCCGAUCCGCAGCUCUCGGCCUUCACAGGAGAAGAGAAGCAGAGAAACCUGAUUUUGUGUCCAGCUGCCCCUCGACUUAUGACCACUGACCACUAAAUUUCUGUCGUUCCGCAAGGCAUUUUGCCAAGCAGAGUUUGCGCCCGUUCGGAUGAAUCUUCUUGCCUUGCUCCGUUGUUAAGCGAACCAUUUGCCAUUGAUAAGCCAGUCUCCCGGGAUCGUUAAGCGAAUCCGGCUUCCCCCUUUGUCAGAAGGUCGCAAAACUGGACAUAGCAAUGGUCAUAAAGAUGAAAAAGUUGCCAAGCGUCCGAAUUUUCAUCCCGUGGGGAUGCUUGAAAAGUCAUAGCCGCCAAAAAAACGGUCUGAAGUCAAUUUAUCAGGGCUGUGGUCGCUUCCGUCACUAACCGAAGUGGUCGUAAGUCGAAGAUUAUGUAUCUCUCCUCUCUCUGCUUCACCUGUGGUCUCCUGCUAUGCAAAACAGCCUGAAAAUAUCGGAGGUGCAUUUCAAGAUGGCUGGGCUGGGUGUUUUUUUUUGGGGGGGGGGCAGACCCACAGGCCUAGCUCAAAAAUCCCACGGGGCAUGUACACCCCUCCCCAUUCCCCCAAGCAGGCUGGGUUGAUUCUUGCUACCAGAAUCCGAACCCUGUACCCGAGUUCGCUUGGCCUGCUGCCACCUGUUUUCGCCUCCCUACAUUUCCCCGGCAGACCAGUUGGGACGCCUGACCGUCGUUAAUCCUCGUUUUCGUCUCGUCUGCUGUCCUGACCCGGGAUUGUGAGAACGAUAGUUCGCCGUUUCGUCCAUUCGCGCUCCUUCCGACUAAUUUUUGUAAUUCUAUGCAAAUCUCUUCGCCUCCUUCAAUACACAAAAGAUUUGCUUCGGU